GCAUGCGCAUUUUCGCGACCGCGGUAAUAAUAUUGACUCGAGCGGUAACCAAACUGGGUCCGCCGGGGGAUGGCCUGUCAAGAAACAUUGGACUGCAAGCCCAUGGGUGGGUUUUCAGUGAAAAUCAUGACGGUGCAACAAAAGCAGGAUCUAAUCUCAUGGAUAUUGCAUUCAAAGCCUUUUAAGAUUCUCUCGUUUGUCUUCUGAUCGCCGAUACAGUGCGGUGGAUGGCCAGCGGUGCUCGAUGAAGAAACCGGCCGGUGUGUUUACUUCAGCGCGCAGAGACUGUCGCAUUUGAUGCCACUUGUCAAUGAACUUGUAGUUAUAUAGUCAUUUUACAGGACUCCGUUGCUUUGCUCUGGAUUUGUCCGGUACAUACGUGUCAAAAUGAGCACUGCGAUUUAUGUUUUAUCCACCGUCACCGGGUAUGUGCUUACCUCCGCGUUAUUGCUGAAGUGUCCGUCUCUGCUUCACCGGAGAAAGAAAGCGGCUUUCUGCAGCAAACACAUUUCACACCGCGGAGGUGCUGGUGAAAACUUGGAGAACACAAUGGCAGCGUUCAAGCAUGCUGUCAAACUAGGCACUGACAUGUUGGAAUUGGACUGUCAUUUGACCAGAGAUGAGCAGGUGGUUGUGCUGCAUGAUUCCAACCUGAAGAGGUCGACUGGGAUGAAUGCAUACAUCUCCGAUGUGGCUUAUGCUGAACUUCCACCUUACCUUUGUAAGCUUGGGGUGACUUUCAAGCGAGAGUGCUUCUGUGAAGGGGGAGAUGACAAAUGCAUCCCUUUGCUGAAAGACGUGUUUGAUACGUUCCCAAACACCCCUGUAAACAUUGACAUCAAGGUCAACAAUGACACACUUAUCAAGAAGGUGUCGGAGAUGGUCAUUCAAUACAACAGGGAGCAUCUGACUGUUUGGGGAAACUCCAGCAAUGAAAUUGUGAAGAAAUGUUACAAAGAGAAUCCACAAAUCCCAGUCUUGUUCAGUGUGCAAAGAGUGCUGCUGUUAUUGGGACUUUUCUAUACAGGACUUUUGCCCUUCGUCCCACUCAAAGAGCAGUUCCUGGAGAUCCCCAUGCCGUCCAUCAUUUCCAAACUUCGAGACCCUGAGAGUCAGACAAAAAGGCAACGUUUCAUAACAUGGCUGGCAGACACGUGAGUAUACGUACAUAUA
This is a messenger RNA of Misgurnus anguillicaudatus (oriental weatherfish), 1173 nucleotides long. Lineage: Eukaryota; Metazoa; Chordata; Actinopteri; Cypriniformes; Cobitidae. The record is from RefSeq and is a predicted model, not a curated record.